Molecule: messenger RNA, 843 nt
Organism: Trypanosoma rangeli
Lineage: Eukaryota; Euglenozoa; Kinetoplastea; Trypanosomatida; Trypanosomatidae
Product: ATP-binding cassette protein subfamily A, member 4
Exons: 1
Coding region: 1-843 (280 amino acids)
Biological process (GO): lipid transport; transmembrane transport
Cellular component (GO): membrane; intracellular membrane-bounded organelle
Molecular function (GO): lipid carrier activity; ABC-type transporter activity
Source: RefSeq, a predicted model, not a curated record
AUGCAGUAUAUUUUGGGCACCUCUCAUUCUCAUAAUGGGGUUUCUGUACUGUGUUUCACAGCUAACGAGGAGUAUUGCUGUGGGAAAGGAGCUGCACCUUUGCGAGGCGAUGUUAAUUAUGGGUCUGUCCAAGAGCAUUAUGUAUUCUGUGUGGUUUAUUCUGUGCGUGGUGCAGUACCGCGCUACAAGCCUGAUUAUGUCAUUGAUGGUGAAGUUGGCGUACCUGUCAAGGACAAACCAAACUACCUUUGUAUUUUUAUACUCGCGUUUCUCUUUGGCCCUUCCGCGGUCGUGCCGUCGGGUCUUUUGGAGACGCUGUUUAACAGCGUCAGGCAUGCCGCCAUUUUCGCGGCGCUUAUCUACUUUGCCUGCGCGAUUCCCCUCUUUCCGGUGACGGAGUUCCCUGCCUCAGGAAAGCUUGCUGCGUCAUUUUUGUCACCGAGUGCAUUCGCUGUUGGGGCUGCGGUUUCAUUUUUCCACGAACUUUUCGGCGGCAUGAGUCUCUCGCACCUCACUCACUUCCGCGACGAGCCGAAGCUGGCUGCGAUACUCGGGGCGCCGCUGCUGGAGAGUGUGCCGUACUUGGUGAUAACGGUGUACCUGGACGUCGUAAUACCGAAGGAUUGGGGGACGGCCAGGCGCCUAUUGUUUUUAAUUCUGGUGCCUAUACGUUGGUUCCGUGGCAAAGGGGGGGAGACGUAUGCGAAGAGGGUGGCCCUGAUGGGCGGGCUCUCGAUGGCGUCUUUGAAAAUGACGGAAUGGAAAAUGAGGAGGGCGACGCAGUGCGUCUUUUUGGGUUGCGGAAGGUCUACCGGCGAGGUGGGAAGAAGUUUGUCACAGUGA